AUGGAAUCAUGCGGUGGUCCAGAAUGCGACUGUUUCUAUCUAAGUUCCGGGUGUUUGUUCUAUAGGAUAUACGCAGUACCAACAGAUGAUAACGUCUACGAACUCUUCAAGUGCAUACGUUGGAAGGAAGAAGUGAAAUUCCGUCUUGAGAUCAGUAAAGGCUCUACACUUUGCUCCUACGUACCUUUACUCCACCCGAACAUUCCUAACCAAAUCCAAAGUAUGGAUGUAACAUUAAGCGUACUCGCAACUCCACUAUUACCGGCCUUGGAACAAGUCUUCAUUACCUCAACAAACCAAGCAGUGAUAUGGGAUAAAAAGACAUAUUCACUGCUUAGCUGUCCUACACGCGAGCAUGCAAAGACAUUACAAUGUCAUUUAAGAGAUGAUUGUGAUUGCGUAGCUGCUGAGUCUCCAGUAAGGUGCGUAUGUAACGAAGACAGGGUCGGAACAACCUCCUUCGACAUCACCAAAGUACUCCCAAUUACACAUCAACAAGUACGAUUUACGCCACAUCCACUGCAUGUAGUCGUCGCAAGAGCAGAUGAGGAUAUAUCCGCCGAGAUAAUCUUGAACUUGAAAGAUAUCAUCGACAAUUCCAUUACAGAAAUCAGAGACGACUUCUGUAUCAUUGAAAACACUUACCUCAACGGAUGUUAUCAGUACAGUAAAGGAGCAACUGCUACCGUAACAUGCAAAUAUACAUUCAACAACAUAUCCGCUGAAGUUGAAUGUGGGGAGGACAGCUUUACAAUUCCCUGUUCUCCUUCGGGCACUUCAUCUAAAAUUGGAUUACUAUUCCAGCCCGCUCGAAUCCAAAUUCAAUGUUCCAAAAACAUUGAACUUGGAUUCGAGCGGACUGGAAUAGGACUCCUGAUUGGAUAUAAUGCAUGA
Necator americanus (New World hookworm) is the source of this 894-nucleotide messenger RNA. RefSeq lists its product as uncharacterized. The transcript has a single exon. The record is from RefSeq and is a predicted model, not a curated record. Bases 1 to 894 code for a protein of 297 amino acids. Lineage: Eukaryota; Metazoa; Nematoda; Chromadorea; Rhabditida; Ancylostomatidae.